Messenger RNA from Ruditapes philippinarum (Manila clam), 1616 nucleotides. RefSeq names its product sushi, von Willebrand factor type A, EGF and pentraxin domain-containing protein 1-like. The transcript is spliced from 2 exons. Bases 827 to 1615 code for a protein of 262 amino acids. Lineage: Eukaryota; Metazoa; Mollusca; Bivalvia; Venerida; Veneridae. The record is from RefSeq and is a predicted model, not a curated record.
UGCAUAUUUUAUAAAACAAACAAUCAUUUUCAUUGACUUGAUCAUGCAAUUCACCAUUCCUUAAUUAUAAAAUGUCAUUGAAACCACAAAAUUCCUGCUGUCAAAACUGGAUUUGUGAAUAUUAUUUGAGCAAUAAAUUUCUUGCAUCUUUGAAUCGACAAAUGUUUGGAACAUAUUCGUUUCUGAAGGACUUUUCUUUUCAGGAAAUUUCUUUAACAACAAUAAUCAUUUUGACGCUAAAUUUGUUGUUGAAGUUGAGAUCUUGGACUUUGAUAUGGCUGUGUUUCUUACAUUAGAGCUGUUUGUCGUAGCAUUUUUGAUGAAAGAAAAAAUAGUAGUACACACACAACAAGCAAAAGGGUGUCCCCUUUUAACUCCAAGAAAUGGAUGUAAAGGCUACUUUUUAAAUGGAACGAAGAGUCACUUAGGGAAUUUCAAUGAGAUAGGAAGUGUUAUUUAUAUAUGGUCAGAUACUUUUUGCACUUAUUUGCGGUGUCAGGAAGAUGGAAAUUAUAACGACACAGUUUCAGUUUCAUGUCUUACUGUAGACACAGGUAAGACACAAUUUCUAUGUUUGGGGUUAUGAUUUGCAUGUAAAUUCUUUUUUCUAUGCUUCAACGUAACACUAACAUUGUAUUAAAAAGAAGCUAGCUAACUUAAGUUGUUUAUUUAAAUACAUGGCAUCGUAACUUGACAUUAUUACCCUUUCUUUUUUAUUUCUAUUUAUUCAUUUCAAUUUCGAUAAACAACACGAACCAAACUUGUACCUUUUUGAUUUCCAGCUGCAUGUUACACGUAUGAUUACCAAUCAAUAAAUAACUUGAUAAUGAUCCCGAGUGAGUUUAAAGUUCUGUCAGGACGUGUUCUCAGUUUUUCAUGUGAAUCAAACUUUACAUUAGAAGGCCCUGACAACAUAUACUUCAGAUCAGUUAAGAACUUUAGUGAUAGCACAAUACCAAAAUGCAUAAGUUGUUGUCCAUAUCCCGGAGAUCUCAAAAAUGGUUACUAUUUAGAUAAAACGAAUAUGCCUUACACAAGCAGUGGGAAAGCAGUUACGGAACAAAUUACAUCACACUGUCAUAAAACCUUUGUAUUGCAAGGGAGUAAAAUAAGAGAGUGUCUAAGUAACGGUAACUGGAGUGACAGUGUUCCGAAAUGUGUUCCUGCUUUAUGUCAUCCACCUCAUGUCAUUCCGCCAAAUGACAGGUAUAUCUUUUCUGAUGGUUCUGAUUCUUCAUCAAAGAUAAUUCAAAUUGGAGACAAGCUCUUUUUUAAGUGUAAAAAGGGAUAUUCUUCAAAAGAAAAUGAUUACAUCAUAUGUAAAGAGGGAGGCCAAUGGCACCCUAAUAAAGGUAAUGGAUGUCAAAUUGUGAAUUGCACAAAUCCAGGAGAAAUAAAAAACGGUAUUUACAUGUUGAGAAAUAACAAUGCUAAUCAUCCCUAUACAGGAUUAAAUGUGCCCUAUGGAACGACGAUCUUAGUUUCUUGUAAGGAAGGGUUUACUAUAAGUGAAAAUAGCACGUUGGACUGUAAUGAAAAUGGGUCUUGGUCCGGGUCAAAACCGGCUUGUACUAACAUCACAUGUGAUAUUCCUCCAAAAUUUGGCAAUGGCUAAU